CAUUUGUACACACAGGAGCACACUUCUGCUCUUCCUCUCUCAGAAUGACAGUUCUAGGUAUAACUUUGGGUACGGUUUUCUAUUUACUUCAAGCUGUUUCUGGAGAAAGUGGCAAUGCGCAGAAUGGAGACCUGGAAGAUGCAGAGCUGGAGGAGGACUUGUUCUCCUUUUGGUGCUACAGCCAGUUGGAAGUGGACGGAACCCAGGACUCACUGACCUGUGCUUUUGAUGACCCAGAAAUCAAUAGCACCAAUCUGGAAUUUGAAAUAUGUGGGUCUCUUGCAGAAAUAAAUUGCUUGACUCUUCGUAAACUUCAAGAAGUAUAUUUCAUCAAGACAAGGAAAUUCCUACUGAUUGGCAAUAGCAAUAUAUGUGUGAAGCUUGGAGAAAAGACUAUAACUUGCAAAGAUGUGGAAAUAGUCAAGAUAGUUAAACCUGAGCCACCUUAUGACCUACAAGUCAUGUAUCGUGAGGAAGCAAAUGACUUCGUGGUGACAUUUAACACAACACACUUGCAAAAGAAAUAUGUAAAUAAACUAAAGCAUGAAGUAGCAUACAGCCUGGGAAAAAAUGAAAGUAACUGGACGACUAUCUCUAUACACAACACAAGACUGACACUCCUGGAGAGAAAUCUACAACCUGACUCAAUGUAUGAGAUUAAAGUCCGAUCUAUAGCUGCAGACUAUUAUAAAGGGUUCUGGAGUGAUUGGAGUCCAAGUGUGCACUUCAGAACUCCGGAGCCCAAGAUUCCAGAGUUGGAUUCCAUUUUGUCAGCCAUCAGCAUUCUGAGUUUUUUCUCUGUGGUUCUAUUGGUCAUCUUAGCCUAUGUGUUAUGGAAAAAAAGGAUUAAGCCAAUUGUGUGGCCUAGUCUCCCUGAUCAUAAGAAGACACUGGAACAACUAUGUAAGAAACCAAAAAAGAAUUUGAAUGUGAGUUUCAAUCCUGAAAGUUUCCUGGACUGUCAGAUUCAUGAAGUAAAUGGCAUUCAAGCUAGAGAUGAAGUGGAAGGAUUUCUGCAAAAUUCACUUCCUUCACCACAUGAGGAGGCUGAGGAUCAGGGCCAUGCAGUGGGUGAACAGGGCCACAGCUGGCCUUCUGCGGUUGUAGACAGCGCACCAGGGGCUCUCAGAGGACAGUCACCCCUCAGGUGCCUGGUUAGAGAUGCAGAAACAUGUGAUACUCCUAUAUUCUCUUCCCCCAGGUCCUUAGACUAUAGAGAGGGCAACAGUAAUGGGUCCCAUGUGUACCAGGGCUUGAGGUUUAGCCCUGGGACAACAAAUAGUACCCUACCUCCACCAUUUCCUCUCCAGUCAGGAUUCCUGACGCCAGAUGCUCAAAGGCAGCCUAUCCUUACUUCCUUGGCACCAAAUCAAGAAGAAGCAUAUGUCACCAUGUCCAGCUUUUACCAAAACCAAUGAACUAUGGGAAGCACAGGACCAUCCCCAUUACAACCCCAAUGAAGACUGAGAGGGGAAGUCUAGAGUGCUACCCUCUCUCAUAACAGCAAGAAGAUAAAAUCAGUACAACCCUGCUGCAUAGGUCUUCUGGAUUCUGAGGCAUCAUGUGGAUUUCCUGGCUUGAUAGCACUCACAGAAGACAGGGAUGUGCUCUUUCUACCAUGUUGAUUUGGUCAUGCUUCAGGUGACCCAGUUAAAAAUAAAUAAAUAAGUAAAACCAAGAAAAGAAUGAAAAAAAUAGUGAAGAAAAAAAAAAGACAAGAUGUGAGUAAGACAAGAAGGGGAAAAAAGAAGAUGAGAAUUAAAAUGAUAGAAUAAUAAUGACUACGAUUAAGACUUAUGAUAAAAUUUCCAAUGCUUUCCUAAAUGCUCAGUACAUCCGGCCUCCCUUCACAUUAACAAUAACAUGAUGCAGUGGGUAUAAUUGUGAUAACUGUUAUUCUCAUUUUCAGAGAUGAGGAAGCUAAGAGUGAAGGUGUAAGGAACUUGCCCCAGUUGCCCACUAUGCGGGUUGAAGCAGGGAGUCCAACUGCAGCCUCUGCGUACCAUGAGAUUUUCUUCUGUCUGGGACAGUCUUCUCCUUGAGUGACAAACCCCAGUGAUGACUGGAUGACCACAUAGUUAUUUUGAAAAUGUAAUGGGGAAGUUAUAAGUAAUUAAUCCAGACCCGUAAGUAUAAACUAAGAUUGUCCCAGACAGACAUAAAUAUACAGUUCCCUUACUUAAAACAGCCAUGAGAAAGGAAGUAGGAGACAAAUGGACUCAAAGACGCAAAGGUCCAUGACUACAUGUCAAAGGACGGAGAAUGAAAACCAAAACCCCCAGCAAGCCCAUUUGAUCUUGGUUUUCUGAAGACAAGCUCAAGAAACAAUGAAUUUGAAACCCAGAAUCUGCAGUCAGUGAAGAAAAGCAUAAUUCUCUUGCUGCUACCACCCAACUGCCCAAUCUGUGAUCACAGAAGAACCUGUUACUAACCGGAAGCAGUGGAACAUUUAGCCAGUAAUCAGGGAAAAGGACAGUCCUGUGUGUAUAGACACCAUUACCCCAAGUUCUACAGCCCUGGAUGUUCCCAUGAACUCCAAGAAGGGGCUAUGAGGAUAGCAGUGAGUGGGUACACUCACUAAUGCAUAGUGGUCAGGUAAGUUACUUAAAUUCACAUGUUAAGUCAGGACUGGUAGCCACAGUUUUGGAACCCUGAUGUGUGUAUUGCAAUCUGUUGAAGAAAACAGGAGACGGCAUUGAGAUCCUUAGCUCUAAAAUCCUGUUUUAUUGUUUGACAAUUGUUGUUUGAAUUUGGUGUGUGUCUUUCUGUCUAUUGAAAUGAUUUAAAAAUCCAUGUAUUAUAUUCAUAUAUACAUAACUGCUGCUAUUGCAUGAUUAUAUAUCCUCAGACGAUACAUAAUGUAACUGCCAAUUGGUUCUGUCCAAUGCCUUCUUGGAUUUCAGAUAAGAGAACAAAACUCCUCUUCAGAGAUGGUGAAUAAAUUAUGGUGUCCUACUGCCAAUUCUUUGUAAUAGGAAAUUUUUAAAUCUGAGAAACAGCCAGGUAUAUUGCUGCACACCUGUAAUCGCAGCACUGAAAAGGCCAAAGUAGGAGGAUCACUGUGAGUUUGAGGCCAGACUGAGACUAAUUCCAGGUCAUCCUGGGCUAGAGAAAGGCCCUA
Molecule: messenger RNA, 3121 nt
Organism: Jaculus jaculus (lesser Egyptian jerboa)
Lineage: Eukaryota; Metazoa; Chordata; Mammalia; Rodentia; Dipodidae
Gene: Il7r
Product: interleukin 7 receptor
Exons: 8
Coding region: 45-1418 (457 amino acids)
Biological process (GO): hemopoiesis; cytokine-mediated signaling pathway; positive regulation of receptor signaling pathway via JAK-STAT
Cellular component (GO): membrane; external side of plasma membrane
Molecular function (GO): protein binding; cytokine receptor activity
Source: RefSeq, a predicted model, not a curated record